AUGAAUCCAUUCCAUCAGCAGCGGGCUGCUAAGGCCUGGCAUCGAGUUGGCCCGGUCUCCUCAGUACCGGAACUCGAGGAUGACGAGAACUACCGAAUGGCCCCGAAAUGCAAAGCCUUCACGAUUCCUAAAGAUGGCUCUUCAGACCCGCAAGCUCCAGAAGAAGCAGAUCUGGACUCAUCUCUUGAUCUCAAGGAUCAGGGAAAGAUCUUCGACAUUGAGGACUUUGGCAUCAAGCUUAGUGCUGGGUUGACAUGUCCCAAACAUGAUUGGUCUUUUGACCUGUUCACUGGCAAAGGAGAUCGAGGAAACUAUAGCCUCAAAAUUUGGGAAAUUCAAUUGCGCGAGCCUGCGGAAUCAGGCGAUGAAACACCUAUUACUCAAUCUCCUCGCGAGAAAAAGCGCAAGCGGAAGUCUGAAUCGGGCGAAAAGAAACAGAAGAAACAUAAGCUCGACAGGACAGAGGAGAGUGAGGGCGAGGGCGACCAGAACAACGAACAACCGAUAAGUUCUGAAGAGAAUGAGAAACCGGAUCUCAAGGCGACAGCUAUUUCAUCCACGACCCAAAAUGAUCUACCGGAGACACCAAACUCGCCAGACAACGACCUUGGCCUCAAUAAGAAGGGACAACCGAGAAAGGCUCGCGGAUCUCGAAUCGGUGGGAAAAAUAAGACGAGAGUCGGCUUCUACACUAAAGAUGAAGUUGAGAAGCUGGAAGGUCAUAAGGUCGCAUUCUGUAACCUUCACAGUAUCACCGAUCAUAAAGUCUUCGACGCCAUGGUACAACAUUCUGAAAGAACGGGCAUUGAACACAGAAGUGAAUAUGACUGGCCAUGUUCUGCAGAUGAAUGCACAAAAAACGAAUUCUGGGCCGAGAUCUAUGACCUUAUUCCCGAUCGAGAUCGCCGAUCUUUGUAUCGCUUUAUGCGCAGACAUUUCCAAGACUCAACUCAAAAGCCACAUGUGUGGACUCCCGAGCAAGAUGAUGAGCUCAUCCAGCUCAUGACGCUUCACCCAGGAAAAUGGUCGUAUGUUGCCAGGCAGAUCGGCCGCAGUGAUGAUGAUGUGACGCAGCGUUGGAAAAAUCAACUAGAGCACCGCGGGAAAAUGAACCGCGGUAAAUGGAAUGCGGAGGAAGUACAGAUGUUACUCGACGUUAUUCAGGAAACUUGGAAUAAAAUUUUCAAAGAACAAGGAAGCGACGCAGGCAAGGACAUGUACGAGAUGGACGACAGGAUUCUCAAGUGGGGUGUUAUCAGUGAUGCGUUGGGAAAUGUACGCUCGCGACAACAAUGCGCCGAUAAAUGGCGAAAAGUCAGAAAGUAUGUGGAGUCGUUGCGUGCGGCUGGGAACCCGGAUGCACAGUAUGAUCCUAUUGAGGCUAUAAACAAAGCUUCGCGAUGGAGUUUAUCUGCACCUGGAACCCCAAAGAGCACUUGGAAUGUUGUUGAAGAUGAUGACGAUGACGACCUACCCGACAGUAAGUUUGAUCAAAAUGCAAGUGAGCUCGGGACUGCUAGGGGCGGAUUUGCACCCUCUACACAGACCCCAGAGCCUAAUGCAAAGCCUUUCCCUUCUUCCCCAGGCUCUGGACCUCAAUCCGACGCUGGCGACGAACCUACCUCUCCAGCACUCCCCUUUACGAGUAGCUUGCCACAAUCCAGCCCAAGCAUAGCGAGAAGGGCCGAUGAGGAUGAAGGGAGCGCAAAGAACGAAAAAGAGGCGAAGCGGGCUGCUGCUGCUGCGUCAGAGACCUCGGAAGAGUCACAAAAGAGCAGCAAGAAACGCAAACAGUCUCUCGAUGCUACUGGAACGGAGGCUGUGACUGAUGAAAAUGUCGCACCUGGAACGCCUCAGAAAAAGAAAAAGAAGAAGAGUCGCAAGUCAGUUGAUGCUAAUGCUGAUGUUGAGAAGACGCCCAAGGGGUCUUCUAAAAAGUCCAAGAAGCAUCGGCAAAGUAAUGGGCCUGUCACUCACGACGAGGCUGUUGAUAUCAAGCUAGAGGGACAUGGAACGUUGUCAGAUUAG
Penicillium angulare is the source of this 2028-nucleotide messenger RNA. Its product is annotated as MYB DNA-binding domain protein. The record is from RefSeq and is a predicted model, not a curated record. Gene Ontology annotation, molecular function: transcription cis-regulatory region binding; DNA-binding transcription factor activity. The transcript has 4 exons. Bases 1 to 2028 code for a protein of 675 amino acids. Gene Ontology annotation, cellular component: nucleus. Lineage: Eukaryota; Fungi; Ascomycota; Eurotiomycetes; Eurotiales; Aspergillaceae. Gene Ontology annotation, biological process: regulation of DNA-templated transcription.